Malus domestica (apple) is the source of this 690-nucleotide messenger RNA. Its product is annotated as 3'-5' exonuclease-like. Gene Ontology annotation, biological process: nucleobase-containing compound metabolic process. NCBI's taxonomy places the organism in Eukaryota, Viridiplantae, Streptophyta, Magnoliopsida, Rosales, Rosaceae. Gene Ontology annotation, molecular function: nucleic acid binding; 3'-5' exonuclease activity. The record is from RefSeq and is a predicted model, not a curated record. Gene Ontology annotation, cellular component: cytoplasm; nucleus.
AUGGCGAUCAGCAUCGUGGACUACGAGCUACCGUACGACACCCACAACGUGUACGACGUGUCGUUUUACAACGACAGAGUCCACACCAUGGUCACCAGCAACUCAGCCAUGGUGGAAUCGUGGCUCUCCAACGUCACUCCCGCCAACCCCAACCACCGCAUUGUUGGCCUCGACGUCGAGUGGCGCCCCAACAACCGCUACUACCACAACCCGAUCGCCACCCUGCAGCUCUGCACCGGCCCCAACUACCCCGGCUCCCUUCAAAUCCCGGCAGGCAUGGUGCUGCCCGGCGUCUGCUUGGACCCCAAUUGCCUAAUAUUCCAGAUUUUACACUCCGAAUUGAUUCCCCAUUCCCUAUCCACUUUCCUCGCCAAUCCUGCCUUCACGUUCGUCGGCGUCGGCAUCGAGAGCGAUUGCGAGAAGCUGCUUUCAGACUACAGGCUGCGCGUCGCCAACGUUGUUGAUCUUCGGGGUUUAGCAGCGGAUAGGUUGGGGGUUUGGGAGCUGAGGAACUUCGGGUUGAAGCGGUUGGCAAGCGCGGUGCUGGGGAAGGAGCUGGAGAAGCCGAAGAGUGUGACGUUGAGCAGGUGGGACAAUCAGUGGCUUACUUAUGCUCAGAUUCGGUAUGCUGCUGUUGACGCUUUUAUUUCAUAUGAGAUUGCUAGGCAAUUGAAUCUUAGGGGUGCUUAG